AUGACGCCGUCUUCACCUCCCACAUCCUCAUCAGCUCCUCGAGAAGCCCCUACCGAACAACAACCAGCAGCGACUCACGCGAACGGCCUAUCGAACGGCACUGAUUCGAAAGCCGAGGCAGACCGCAAACGGGCGUACCGAGCGCAAAAGAAGGAGGAGCAGAAAGCGCGGAAGGAGAGUCGGAAGGCUUUCGCUCUCGAGACGGGACUGGAUCCGGCGUUGCUUCCCAAGGCGAUUGCGGGCGAGCUGGAUUUGGCGAAGAACGGGAGGGUCAGGCCGAAGGGGUUCGAGCCGCGAGAAUGGGUCGAGGUUCCUCACCGGAAUGGAAGUGCGGCGAGCGGUGAGGGCAGGAAGGUGUCGAUCCUAUCGUGGAAUAUGCUCGCGCAGGCUCUCGUCCGCCGCGAACUGUUCCCGGGGAGCGACUGCCUGAAGGGCAAAGAUCGCCUUCCGGCUUUGAUGGAGGAAGUCCUCUACUACGCGCCCGACGUCGCCGUUCUGCAAGAAGUCGACCGCCUCUCAGAGCACCUUCCUUCGCUCACCCUUUCCUACGGCUACUCCUCCUUCGUCGGCUACCGCCAAAAGUCCCAUGGCCUCCUCAUCGCGCACCGGAUUACCGUUUUUGACAAGGUCGGCGAGCGAGGCAUUCGGCUGGACGACCUGCCUAUCGACGACUCGCAACCGCUGUCGGACACGCCUGUCGAGUCGGGGACGGCAACGCCUCUCCUGACCGAGGAGGGAUCGAUUGAGGACGGAGCUGAAGCACCGCAGGCGGAGGAGAAGCUCACCGAGAAGGAGAAGGAGAUUCGUGCCCGUCCGCCCGAUGCUGCGAGUUCGACCGGCAAGGCGUCACGACAAGCCGCUGGACUUUCUCGCACGACUCGUAACGUCGCCCUCUUCGUUGCCCUCGCCUUCAAAGACGACCCGACAAAGGGCAUCAUCGUCGGCACAUCUCACACCUUCUGGCACCCCUCGCACAUCUACGAACGCGUUCGGCAGACGGCUUUGAUUGCGCGAGAAUUAUCCAAGUUCCGCCAGGAAGGAGGAGAGGGGAAGUGGCGAGACUGGCCGCUGUUCCUCGCAGGAGACCUCAACACCCAGCCGCGCGAAAUGACCUACCGCCUCUUGACUGGCGCACCUCUCACCGAUGACCUCCUAGCCGACUUCGAGCGAUCUCGCGUCGUCCACCAGUCCGUCGACAAGCUUUACGACCCGAGCUAUGAGCCGCCUGCACCGCCAGAACCCGAAGCGAAGGAGGGCGAGAACGUCACGUCGGACGACUUGUCGCAACAUCCCGAUCGGGUGAUUAAGAACACGCGGAAUGCGACGCCAGAAGACGGCCUUGCCACGCUCGAGCAGCUUCAGGCGAUGUUCCGCCAGGCCGGCGCUUCGAGCGGCGAGGCGGUCGGAAUCCGCAGCGCGUACGGCGAGGCUUACGGCUUGGUCGAAAGCGAGCGGUCGAAGUGGUACUGCGACAGGAAGCCUGAGGUGCAGAUGGGGAACGGGUGGAAGGUGCAGGAGGAAGAGGCGGAGAAGGCGAAGCGGCAGCAAGGAUCGUGGGAUGAGCGGGUCAGGCGUGGCGACUUUGAGCCCAAGUACACCAACUUCACGCCGUUGUGGCGCUGUACACUCGACUACAUCUUCCUCUUCCCGCCUCUGCCAGAAUCGCCCUCGACGCCAGCUCCGCAGUGGCGCUCGCUCUUGUCGAUGCACGAGUUCGAGCAGCGGUGCGAGCCGGGCUUGCCGAGGAAGGGCAUCGAGCCUUCGGAUCAUGUCGCCGUCGGUGCCGUCAUAGAGCUCUUCUGA
Messenger RNA from Rhodotorula toruloides NP11, 1803 nucleotides. Its product is annotated as Endonuclease. The coding region runs from base 1 to 1803 and encodes 600 amino acids. Lineage: Eukaryota; Fungi; Basidiomycota; Microbotryomycetes; Sporidiobolales; Sporidiobolaceae. The transcript is spliced from 9 exons. Gene Ontology annotation, molecular function: poly(A)-specific ribonuclease activity. The record is from RefSeq and is a predicted model, not a curated record.